GUUGCGCUGUGUCACGUGACCUAUGUUGCAGGCAGUCAAAACAGAGCUCACCGUCAUUCUGGACGCUCGAGACGGAUCCUCGAAGGUCCUGGAACUGAGAGUUUUGUUUUUAUCUCGCACUUCAAUGAUGGACACACGAGGGUUCCACUGAUGAGAACAGUUUUUGUGCCGGGGUUAAAGUGGCGUCUGUUUUUCCCAGGACCAGCUUCCUGAAUGGCUGCUCUAGUUCACUGAGCCUCCUUUCUCAUCUGCGGUGGACGAAGGCCCUUUCAGAUUAAUUCUGACCAUCAGUGUUUCUACCAGCUGGAGUUCCAUCCUGGACUGACUGUAUGUGAUGGCUAUCAACACAGAUGUGGAAGACUGGGCUGCUAUCGGGAGUAAUGACCCAGGCGAGCGAGCGUGGCUCCUCCAGAGCCCCAGUGUGGAUACAGUCCAGGACCUCCACUCUGACAGGAGGAGGAGCGGGGGCGUCUCUUCUUUCGGAGCCGUCUUUAUUGUGGUGAACGCAGCGCUGGGAGCCGGUCUCCUAAAUUUCCCAGCAGCCUUCAGCAUGGCAGGAGGAGUUACAGCAGGAGUGGUCCUUCAAAUGUUCAUGCUCGUCUUCAUCAUCGGUGGUCUAGUGAUUUUGGGCUACUGUUCCCAGGUCAGCAAUGAAGGCACCUAUCAGGAAGUUGUUCGAGCCACUUGUGGCAAAGUCACAGGCGUUAUUUGUGAAGUUUCUAUCGCGGUCUACACAUUUGGCACCUGUAUAGCGUUUUUCAUUGUCAUCGGAGACCAGCUGGAUCGCUUGAUAGCUGCUAUGGCUCAUGAGCCCGAUGACAACAGUACGCCCCACUGGUACACCGACCGAAAACUGACCAUCGUGGUCACGGCUGUCCUGGUCAUACUCCCUCUGUCCAUCCCAAAAGAAAUCGGCUUUCAGAAAUAUGCCAGUACACUGAGUGUCAUCGGUACGUGGUAUGUCACCAUCGUCAUUAUUAUAAAGUAUAUUUGGCCAGGUGGCAAGGCGCCUCCACCCUACAUCCCCUCCAGUUCAGCAUCUUGGACAGCGGUUUUCAACGCCAUGCCCACCAUCUGUUUUGGUUUCCAGUGUCACGUCAGCUCCGUGCCGGUCUUCAACAGCAUGAGGAAGAAAGAGAUCAAACCCUGGGGACUGGUGGUGACUCUCAGCAUGAUCAUCUGCCUCUUUGUCUACACAGGAACAGGUGUAUGUGGCUACUUGACUUUUGGCUCCAACGUCAGUCAGGAUGUGCUGAUGUCAUACCCUCCUGAUGACAUCGCUGUGGCCAUUGCCCGAGCGUUUAUUGUCGUCUGUGUGGUCACCUCCUAUCCCAUUCUCCACUUCUGUGGCAGAGCGGUGAUCGAGGGUCUCUGGCUGCGCUUCCAAGGCGAGCAGGUUGAAGUGUGUGUGCGUCGAGAGCGGAGACGGCGGAUCCUGCAGACACUCGUGUGGUUUGUUGUCACUCUCGUCCUGGCGCUCUUCAUUCCGGACAUCGGUCGAGUCAUCUCACUCAUUGGAGGGUUGGCUGCCUGUUUCAUUUUCGUCUUCCCAGGCUUGUGUUUGAUGCAGGCAAAAUUGUCAGAGACGGACAGUCGGACCACAAGCUGGCAUGUGAUGAUGGUCUCCAGUGUCGUCAUGGUAACGGUCGGAGUGUUCAUCUUUGGCCUAACCACCACCAACUCCAUCUACCAAGAUGUCGUGAACUAAAAGAACAACCUUAUCGCUGAGUUUGCGGUGUGUUGCCGCGGACAACGGAAGGAAUCAACCCCUGCUGCUAUUCGUGAGAACAGGAAGUGAUCGACAACCUCAUUUUAAUCAUCACACCCUCAGAAGUAGAGUGCAUGCUGGUGCUUGGGACUGCUGCUCCUUCUGUAGAUUUUUAAAUGUUUUUAUUACCACAGCUGUUCUAAGUUUGUGUCCAGCGCAUUCCUGCGUGAACAGCUGAAGGGACGUAUGUAUUAUGUAGACCUCGUAAGUAGACUUUAAUGAUACUCUUGCACCGGUUUAUUUAAUAUGCAGAGCAUUUUAAAUAAAUCUCUUUUUCUUGAAAAGGACGUGAUAAAGUUCUCAGGACUUGUGUUUACUUUACAGAAAAAUUCUGCCAACUGGAUGGUGGGAUUAACUGCGACAACGUAACCUUCAAGAUAUUUAAUAGAUUUAGCAGGGUUUUUUUUAAUGCUCAGCGGACGAAUUCUGACAUUAGAAUUCAACACAUUACUCAUCCUGGAAUGAUUCUUGAGAGAUGACCCCACAUUUAAAGGUGGAAGUGAGAAGCAGUGAAUGUAAUUUGUCUUCAGUUCUUGCCUAUAAGUUGCUGUCUGACCAAAGCUGUGAAUGUGGUUCUUUCAAAGGGAUUUCUUUAUGUUGCUGCCAGUUUUUAUACCACUCACGGCCCAAAUAACACUGCACAUGUUGUAUAUUUGUUAUGAACAACUUAUGGUUGGAUUUUAAAAGACGAACCAAAGGGACUAAGUUCCAUUUUUACUCAUUGAAUUUGGGUUGUCAUACAUAUCUUGGGGUUCAGUUCUGGUUGUUUUAUCUUAUUUUUGUCAUUUGUGUAACCUGAUGUUUUUCCUUCUUAUGAAACUUUGUAAAUAGCAGACGUCGUAACAUUGCAACUUGCUGGUCGCCAAUUAGUGAAGACAAUAAAUAACUGACAAUCAUACAAAUCAUGUAAUAAAUAAACCUGAAAAACC
Messenger RNA from Synchiropus splendidus (mandarinfish), 2697 nucleotides. It is a transcript of the gene slc38a7, whose product is annotated as solute carrier family 38 member 7. The coding region runs from base 335 to 1708 and encodes 457 amino acids. The record is from RefSeq and is a predicted model, not a curated record. NCBI's taxonomy places the organism in Eukaryota, Metazoa, Chordata, Actinopteri, Syngnathiformes, Callionymidae. Gene Ontology annotation, molecular function: L-aspartate transmembrane transporter activity; L-asparagine transmembrane transporter activity; L-methionine transmembrane transporter activity. The transcript has 12 exons. Gene Ontology annotation, biological process: amino acid transmembrane transport.